AACUAAAAUAAGUAAAUUUAAAAGUUGAAUUAAAAAUGAAUAAUUAUUGUACUUUAGUGCAAUGAAUAUUUACAUACUGAUGUCUAGUUGAUGUACAUUACAAUAUUAUUAUCAUUACAGUAAUCUUUUAUGAGUAAAUAAGGUUAUUAAUUGUUAUCACGGAUUUCAUAAGUCAAGAAAAUAUAUAUAAAUCUAAGCACAUUUAUUGCCAUUUAUAAAUAUAUAUACAAAUAUCAUAAACGUUAAUUUGUCGUUUAGUUUUAUACUUGACCUCGCAAACUUAUAUUUAUUAUUAUUUUUACAAUUACGGGCAUGCGAGGAUUUAAAAAAAAACGUCUUCAAGAUUACGCUCUUUGAUACUGAAAUUUAAAAAACAGCAGCAUAGAUGAGGACUCAGUUGCAUUUGAAUUAAAUUUAUAACAAGUAUUACUCCGUAAAUAAAAAUGGGUGAGAUACUUGGAUCUGCAAGUUUUUUGCAUCUUGGUGACAUUGUCAGCUUGUAUGCUGAAGGAACAGUAUCAGGAUUUCUGUCAACAUUGGGAUUAGUUGAUGAUCGGUGUGUCGUUUGUCCUGAGGCAGGAGAUUUAGUUAAUCCGCCGAAGAAAUUCCGAGAUUGCCUGUUCAAAAUAUGUCCUAUGAAUCGAUAUUCCGCUCAAAAGCAAUUCUGGAAAGCGGCAAAGCAAAAUGGAAGUUCUACAACGGAUGCUGUUUUAUUAAAAAGACUUCAUCAUGCCGCGGAAAUCGAAAAAAAACAAAAUGAUACUGAGAACAAAAAACUAUUAGGCUCAGUUGUGUCUUACGGCAACGUCGUCCAGCUUCUCCACCUCAAAUCCAAUAAAUACCUGACUGUGAAUAAACGGCUGCCAGCGCUUUUGGAAAAAAAUGCGAUGCGUGUUUACUUGGACGCUAAUGGGAACGAGGGCUCCUGGUUUUACAUAAUGCCGUUUUACAAAUUAAGAAGCGACGGUGACAGCGUUGUUGUAGGCGAUAAAGUCAUAAUGGAGCCUGUUAAUUCCGGGAGACAGGGUCUUCAUGUAGCAGCGAACUACGAGCUCAGCGAUAAUCCAGGUUGCAAGGAAGUCAACGUCGUUAAUUCAUCUACCUCCUGGAAAGUCACGUUGUUUAUGGAGCACAAGGAAAACCAGGAGGAGAUACUCAAAGGUGGCGACGUCGUCAGGCUUUUUCAUGCCGAGCAAGAGAAAUUCUUGACCAUGGAUGAGUACAAGAAAAAACAUCACGUUUUCCUGAGAACAACUGGAAGAACGAGUGCUACUGCGGCGACCAGUAGCAAAGCGCUUUGGGAAGUGGAGGUCGUGCAACACGAUCCUUGUAGAGGCGGAGCCGGUCAUUGGAAUUCUUUGUUUCGGUUUAAACAUCUUGCUACAGGUCAAUACUUGGCCGCUGAAAUUGAUAUUGAUGAGCCUUUGGAUACAUCUAAAAUUAAACGGGAUUUAUCUGGAGCGGCAUAUAGACUAGUCUCCGUUCCCCACAGCAAUGAAAUUAGUUCACUAUUUGAGCUGGACCCUACAACGCUGACAAGAGCUGACAGUUUGGUACCGCAAUCCUCAUUUGUAAGAUUACAUCAUAUUUGCACGAAUACUUGGGUGCAUUCAACUAGUGUACCUAUCGACAAAGACGACGAAAAGCCAGUAAUGUCAAAGGUAGGAUGCGCUAUAAAUAAAGAGGAUAAAGAGGCCUUUGCUUUAAGAUCAGUAUCUCCAGUGGAGGUUCGCGACCUUGAUUUUGCGAACGACGCUUGCAAAGUCCUUGCAUCAAUUAGCGGUAAAUUAGAACAGGGGACAAUAUCGCAUAAUGAAAGGAGAGCUGUCACAAGUUUACUCCAAGACAUUGUUUACUUUAUUGCCGGAUUGGAAAACGAACAGAAUAAAUCAGAAGCACUUGAUUUGAUUGUCACAAAUGCUGUGAGAGACAGACAGAAAUUAUUAAGAGAGCAAUAUAUACUCGGGCAAUUAUUUAAGAUACUCCAGGCUCCAUUUUUGGAGUCCAAUGAAGGCGAAGGUCCGUUUCUGCGGAUAGAGGAACUAAAUGACCCGCGGCAUGCGCCUUACAAAUAUAUAUUUCGUCUGUGCUAUCGAAUACUCCGAUUGUCACAGCAGGACUAUCGAAAGAACCAGGAGUACAUCGCUAAAUUUUUCGCCUUCAUGCAAAAACAAAUCGGGUAUGAUAUUUUAGCGGAAGACACAAUCACCGCACUGCUGCACAAUAACCGUAAGUUGCUGGAGAAACAUAUCACGGCUGCGGAGAUAGAGACAUUUGUUGGUCUAGUGAGAAAAAAUAUGAAAAAUUGGGAGUCUAGAUUUCUCGACUAUCUGUCAGAUUUAUGCAUAUCUAAUAAAAAAGCAAUUGCGGUAACACAGGAAUUAAUUUGCAAGAGUGUUCUUAGUGAUAAAAAUAAAGAUAUUUUAAUAGAUACCAAAAUGAUAAAAACCCAAGUCGAGGUAGAGGAGAAUAUCGACGAAGAGCAUGAAGAUGAAAAUGAAGAUCAGCAUCAGGAUGAGACGAGCGAAAUUACCCAGAUAACGAUAUUAGAAGAAUUUGAAAUAAUGCUUGUUUGGAAUAAUGGAAAACGCACAAUGUCACUUAGCGAACUUUCAAGGGGCGCUAAAAUAGGAAACCAUGAGCAUAUUGCAAUAUUGGAUUACUACAGACAUCAAUUAAAUUUAUUCAGCAAUAUGUGUCUGAACCGACAAUACCUGGCUUUAAAUAAUCUAUCGCCGCAUUUAGAUAUUGAUUUAAUUUUAAAGUGCAUGGAAGAUGAAACGGUACCUUAUGAACUACGCGCUUCCUUUUGUCGUCUCAUGCUGCAUUUGCAUGUUGAUCGAGACCCUCAGGAACCCGUAACUCCUGUUAAAUAUGCCCGCCUGUGGUCAGAAAUUUCAUCUAAAAUCAGCAUCAAUGAUUACGACACAAAUAAAAUGCCGGAUGAAAAUAAAGAGGCUGUCAGAGCGCGAUUCAGUUCGACGAUAUUGUUUGUGGAAGAUUAUUUGUGCAAUGUCGUCUCCAACGUCUGGUCAUUUGCUGAUCAUGAACAGAAUAAGCUCACAUUUGAAGUCGUUAAAUUGGCGCGGGAUCUGAUAUACUUCGGGUUCUAUAGUUUUAGUGAUUUAUUGAGACUGACUAAGACUCUGCUCAAUAUACUCGAUUGUGUAUCCGAUAAAGAUUUCAUCGAUGGCAAAAUAUCGUCGGCUAGUGAAAGUGACACUGAAUCAUUGGAUUCUAAAGAUGAAGCUGAAGGUGGUGUAUUGAAAUGUAUAGGAGACAUGGGAGCAGUAAUGACAAGUCUAGCUCUUGGACCGGCGGGUCAAUCGAUGUCCGGAAGCUCGUCACCCAGAUCAAGCCCCGCUGCAAAAAAAGAAUACCCGCUUGUGAUGGACACAAAGCUAAAAAUAAUUGAAAUAUUGCAGUUUAUUCUUGACGUACGGCUUGACUAUCGGAUAUCAUGUCUGCUGAGUAUCUUCAAAAAGGAGUUUGACGAGAACGAAAAAAUGUCAAGCGAUGUAAAUUUAGAACAGAAGGGAAUUGAUUUGGAAGCUAUUGGCACGCAAGCAGAGGGAAUAUUUGGUAGCAGUGACGAAUGCUUGGCAUUAGACUUGGACGGACAAGGGGGACGAACAUUCUUGAGAGUUCUGCUGCAUUUAGCGAUGCAUGAUUACCCUCCAUUAGUCUCCGGAGCCCUUCACUUGCUAUUCAGACAUUUCAGUCAAAGACAAGAAGUUCUUCAAGCAUUUAAACAAGUUCAGUUGUUGGUUUCUGACAGCGAUGUUGAGUCUUAUAAGCAAAUUAAGGCUGAUUUAGAUGUUUUACGUCAGUCUGUUGAGAAAUCCGAGCUCUGGGUUUAUAAAUCAAAGUCAAUUGAAGAACAUGGGGGUAAGAAAAAGAAGAAUAAUAACAAAGAAGAUGAAGAUGACGCCACGACCCCGCGUAAAAUGCCACCGAAGUUGACUCACUUGGAUAAAAGAGGGUCGGCUAUUGAUCUGGACGUGGGGCCGCCUCUUCAUGCAGAUCAAGCUGAAGAGUAUCGUAAAAUUCAGCAGAUAUUAAUAAGAAUGAAUAAAUUGUGCAUCCAAACGUUUCCCGGGGGAAUUGUGAAGCCUCGGAAACACGAGCAACGGCUUUUACGCAACGUCGGUGUCCACACAAUAGUUUUAGAUCUUCUUCAAGUUCCUUAUGAUUGCAAAGAAGACACGCGUAUGAAUGAACUAAUGCGAUUGGCGCAUGAAUUCUUACAAAAUUUCUGUCUCGGCAAUCAACAGAAUCAAGUUCUUCUUCACAAACAUCUUGACUUAUUUUUAAAUCCCGGUAUACGGGAAGCUCAAACAGUCUGCAGUAUUUUCCAAGACAACUCGACGCUCUGCAAUGAAGUCAGUCCAAAAGUGAUCCAACACUUUGUUCACUGCAUUGAAACCCACGGCCGUCAUGUCCAGUAUUUAAAGUUUCUCCAAACAAUCGUUAAAGCUGAAAAUCAAUUUAUACGAAAGUGCCAGGAGAUGGUGAUGCAGGAGCUCGUUCAAGCCGGAGAAGACGUUCUGGUGUUCUACAAUGACCGCGCAUCCUUCAACUAUUUUAUCGAAAUGAUGAGGUCCGAGCGAUAUCGUAUGGACGAAAGCAGUCCACUAAAAUAUCACGUCGAACUAGUAAAGCUGCUGGCUUGCUGUACAAUGGGAAAAAAUGUUAACACGGAAAUAAAAUGCCACAGUCUUCUUCCACUUGAUGACAUCGUCGCGAUGGUGUCUCAUCCCGACUGUCUUCCUGAGGUCAAAGAAGCGUACAUUAAUUUUUUGAACCACUGCUACAUUGAUACCGAGGUUGAGAUGAAAGAAAUUUACACAUCAAAUCACAUGUGGUCUCUAUUCGAGCGUUCAUUUAUCGUCGAUAUGGGAAUAGUAGGAACUGCAACACACGACAGAAAUCACGCGGACACGACACUGGAAAAUUAUGUACUGAAUUGUCUGAUGAAUAUCAUCACGACUUUCUUCAGCAGUCCAUUUUCAGAUCAAAGUACCACCGUCCAGACGAGGCAGCCGAUAUUCGUGCAGUUAUUGCACGCGGCAUUCAAAGUGUCUCAGUGCGCUUGGUUGAAUGCUGGUCAACGAUUCAACGUUGAAAAUUGUAUAAGAACUUUAUCAGAAGUUGCCAAAGGAAGAGGUAUCGCGAUACCAACUGACCUGGAGGGUCAGGUAGCGAACAUGUUCAACAAAGCAGCAAUGCUUAGCAGACAGACCACCAAGUGGCUGCAAGCUGUUAAGCAGCCUAAAGUAGAGCGGAGUCAAAGCCAGCUGAUGCGGUUGGACCGGAGUAUAAUUGAAGGCCUUCAGGAUAUCGUGUCUCUCCUUGAAGAACAAUUGAAACCUUUAGUUCAAUCGGAGCUCUCGCUAUUAGUGGACAUUCUCUACCGCCCGGAAUUGCUGUUUCCGGCGGGUAGCGAAGCGAGAAAAAGAUGUGAAAGCGGCGGCUUUAUUCAAAGGCUGAUAAAGCAUACUGAAAAACUGCUUGAAGAAAAAGAAGAAAAACUUUGCGUCAAAGUGUUGCGAACUCUCAGAGAAAUGAUGGCGAUGGACCCGGAGUACGGUGAAAAGGAAUAUCUGGACGUCUUGGAGCAAGUGUCCGAUGCCAAGAAAGCUAACGAAUUGUCUAAUGAAACAGAUUUAAACGAACAGUUUCUCGCGCAGCAAAUGACACAGCAGCAGCGGGGCGACGCGUUGAGAAGCAAUCUGCUGAUUCGGUAUUUCGGGAAAGCGUUUAUACAGAAAAUGGAAAAUGUCGACAUAAAUGCGUCGCUGACGUCCCCGAUAACCCACGGCCCAGGUGCCAAGAUAUUGAGCCGCGCCGGCCGCACACUUCAUGAGGUCCAGAGUCACUUGGACCGCGAGGGAGCGUCUGAUCUUGUAGUUGAAUUAGUUAUAAAAAGUGUCCACUCACCUAGUAUAUUUGUCGAGGCUGUUGAAUUAGGAAUAGCUCUUCUGGAAGGCGGUAACCCCAUAAUUCAGAAGAGUAUUUAUAAUAAAUUAAUGGGGGACGAUUUAUCCCAGUCAUUUUUCAAAGUGUUUCAUGACAAGAUGAAAGACUCACAGCAGGAAAUAAAAUCAACUGUCAGCGUCAAUACAUCGGACAUGGCAGUAAAAGCACACGAGGACAAAGACCAGAAUAGAGAAGUUGAAAAAAUAUCAAAAAAACGCAUGUCAGGCAAAUCAAAUGGAAUAGUAAUCACUGAUGAAAUAAGAGAAGAAUUAAAUAACGCGGGUGUCAGCACAGUUCAGGCUUACGCGAAUGUUCGAACGAUUGCUUCUGGAGACGACGUUUCAAAUAAUCUAGCUCUUGGAUUUUCACUGGAGGAUAUGCUGGCCGACAAGUUGGAACGUCAUAGGAGUGGGAUUAAUGUCAAUAAUGAGCACGAGGAGGGUCUGCUCAAUGCCAAAGUAUUAGUAAUGCAGCCGAUAUUGAGAUUUCUUCAAUUGCUCUGCGAAAAUCACAACCGCGAUCUGCAAAAUUUCCUACGUUACCAAAACAACAAAACGAAUUACAAUCUUGUAUCAGAAACUUUGAUGUUUCUGGAUUGUAUUUGCGGGUCGACGACCGGCGGACUUGGUCUGCUGGGUCUUUAUAUUAAUGAGCACAAUGUCGCGUUAAUUAAUCAAACUCUUGAAACUCUUACGGAAUAUUGCCAAGGUCCGUGUCACGAUAAUCAAAAUUGUAUAGCGACUCAUGAAUCAAACGGUUUAGAUAUAAUAACUGCGUUAAUAUUAAACGAUAUUAAUCCAUUAGGUAAAACGAGAAUGGAUUUAAUAUUAGAGCUUAAGAAUAAUGCUAGUAAAUUAUUGCUCGCGAUAAUGGAGAGUCGGGGUGAUAGCGAAAAUGCUGAAAGAAUACUCUACAAUAUGAAUCCGAAGCAACUGGUGGAUGUUGCGUGUCGUGCUUUUCAUCAAGAUACCCUGGACGAUGACAAUGAUCUUGACGACACGUCAAAUAGCGGUGACGAGGGCGUUGCUCCUAAAGAAGUAGGUCACAAUAUUUAUAUUCUCUGUCACCAAUUAGCUCAGCACAAUAAAGAAUUAGCCUCGAUGCUGCGUCCAUCUGAAUCCAUUAACGCUGAUGAAAAAAUAAACAAAGCACUUCAGUACUACGUAACUCAUACAGCGCAAAUUGAAAUUGUGAGACAUGACAGAACACUUGAACAAAUAGUAUUUCCAAUUCCAGAAAUAUGUGAAUUAAUAACAAACGACACUAAAUUAAGAGUUCUACACACUGCCGAGAGAGAUGACCAGGGUUCGAAAGUAUCGGACUUUUUCGAACGAACCGAAGAUAUGUUCAAUGAAAUGAAGUGGCAAAAAAAACUACGUGGCCAGCCAAUGCUCUUCUGGAUGAGCAGCUACAUGUCGCUGUGGAGUAACAUAUUGUUCAAUUGUGCGGUACUGAUAAAUCUCAUUGUCGCGUUCUUCUAUCCGUUUGUCGACGCAGUGCCCACACUUAUAAUCCCGCACUUGUCGAGCUUAAUUUGGGCGGCAAUGCUCGCGUCGGGGACUAUCGUAGUCACGUUACCACGGGAGUCGGGGAUAAGGACUCUCGUUGCAUCGACAAUACUCAGACUAAUAUUUUCCAUAGGUCCGGAGCCGACACUAUGGCUGCUGGGAUUUCUGACCAUAGUACUGAAGAUAGUCCACAUGAUCAGUAUCAUCGGUAAUCAAGGAACGUUAACUAAAAGUCCCGAGCAAAUAAUAACAGACGUCGAACUUUGGUACCACACAUCUUAUCUGUUCUUUUGCUUACUCGGAAUAUUCAUGCAUCCGUUUUUCUACUCGGUGCUGCUCUUUGACGUAGUUUACCGUGAAGAAACGCUUUUAAAUGUGAUACGAUCAGUCACCAGAAACGGGAGAUCCAUUAUUUUAACAGCCGUACUCGCGUUGAUUCUCGUCUACAUGUUUUCGAUAAUAGGUUUCAUGUUUUUCAAGGACGAUUUCCUUGUAAGCGUAGACGAUGAGAUCGUAUCAGCUCGGACGACCGACAGCAGCCCUAUCGAAGCAUGUGACGCAAAGGAAUUUGAAAACUGUCAGUCUGGAGCGGAUGGCAUAUCAAGUUACGCUAAAAAAGAUAACGAUAAACAUAAACCCGCUGAAAUAGUUAACGUCGGUGGUGAAAUGAAAGAACGGGCAUGCGACUCGCUGGUCAUGUGUAUCGUAACAACAAUGAAUCAGGGAUUGAGAAAUGGCGGAGGAAUCGGUGAUAUAUUGCGCGCUCCUUCCAGCACUGAGCCAUUAUUUGUAGCACGUGUUGUUUAUGAUCUGCUAUUCUUCUUCAUUGUUAUUAUUAUCGUGUUAAAUCUUAUUUUUGGUGUCAUCAUUGAUACCUUCGCGGAUCUCAGAUCAGAGAAGCAGCAGAAAGAAUUAAUUCUGAAGAAUACGUGUUUUAUUUGCGGUCUCAAUCGAUCUGCUUUUGAUAAUAAAACAGUUUCAUUUGAAGAGCACAUAAAACAUGAACACAACAUGUGGCAUUAUUUGUACUUUAUUGUUCUUGUGAAGGUCAAAGAUCCCACCGAAUUUACGGGACCAGAAUCUUACGUCUACGCCAUGGUCAAGGACCGUAAUCUUGAAUGGUUUCCGCGAUUGAGAGCAAAGUCACUUGCAGCCGAUGAAGGUGAAGGUGAACAAGUCGAACUACGUAGUUUACAAUCUCAGCUCGAGUCAACUCAGCAGCUUGUUAAAUGUCUGUCUCAGCAACUUACUGAGCUUCGUGAUCAGAUGACGGAACAACGUAAGCAAAAGCAGCGAUUAGGUCUUUUAAAUUCGGCAUCAGCGUACAUCCAUGGCACCCCUUCUUAAACUAACAACAGUGCAAUCGCAUUCUUUUUAGAAUAUUUUUUAUUUACAAUCUUAUAGAAAUAAAUAUAUAUAUAUAUAUACAUAAAUGUAUUUAAAAUCAAUAUCCUGGAGAUAUUUUUUAUAGGAGCCGGU
Molecule: messenger RNA, 8966 nt
Organism: Microplitis mediator
Lineage: Eukaryota; Metazoa; Arthropoda; Insecta; Hymenoptera; Braconidae
Gene: Itpr
Product: inositol 1,4,5-trisphosphate receptor
Exons: 22
Coding region: 444-8834 (2796 amino acids)
Biological process (GO): calcium ion transmembrane transport
Cellular component (GO): endoplasmic reticulum; membrane
Molecular function (GO): inositol 1,4,5 trisphosphate binding; inositol 1,4,5-trisphosphate-gated calcium channel activity
Source: RefSeq, a predicted model, not a curated record